This is a messenger RNA of Musa acuminata subsp. malaccensis (wild Malaysian banana), 4126 nucleotides long. NCBI's taxonomy places the organism in Eukaryota, Viridiplantae, Streptophyta, Magnoliopsida, Zingiberales, Musaceae. The record is from RefSeq and is a predicted model, not a curated record.
UUCUCAUCGACUCUCAGCAAGGGGACACCGAGAGCCGGCUCGAGGAUGAAGAGGAGAAUGUCUCGUGAAGAAGACGUGAUUCACGUACCAAUUGACUCAAAUAGCUUGAAAGAACCAUUGUUGCAAGUGCAAACAUCAAAGGAGACGCAUGCUGAGGACAAGAGGAGCUCCUUGUACGGGAGCGCAAGUCUUGUACAACUUGUGACCUUCUCAUGGCUUAACCCACUUCUCGCUACUGGAAAGAGGAAACCUCUAGAGCAGAAUGAAGUACCAGAUAUUGAUAAAAAUGACUGUGCUGAGUUCUUGUCUCACUCAUUCAACUGUUGGCUAAAUAACGUCAAAGAAAGAUAUGGCUCAAGAACUUCAACUAUCUACAGAGCAAUCUUCUUGUUCAUCUGGAAGAAGGCAGCAGUCAAUGCAAGCUUUGCAGUUGCAGCUGCAGGGGCCUCUUAUGUUGGACCUUCACUGAUUGACAACUUCGUUAGGCUCUUAGGAGGAGACAAGCAGCAUGGAUUGAAUAGUGGCUACAUACUUGCACUAGCAUUUCUUGGUGCCAAAGUUGUAGAGACCAUGUGUCACAGACAAUGGAUGUUUGGAGCCCUACAGCUUGUAAUGCGCUUAAGAGCUGUUCUAAUAUCCCAUAUAUACAAAAAGGGCAUCGUUUUAUCAAGCCAGUCUCGGCAGAGCCUAACAAGUGGGGAGAUUAUCAACUACAUGAGUGUGGAUAUCCAAAGGAUUACUGACCUGAUGUGGUUUUCAAACAUCAUUUGGAUGCUUCCUGUCCAGCUUGCACUAGCAAUAUAUGUUCUUCAUAAAAAUCUUGGAGUUGGAGCUUUGGCUGCAUUUGCAGCAACAACAAUGAUAAUGGUAUGCAAUAUUCCCUUAACUAGAGCACAAAAAAGAUAUCAGAGCAGAAUCAUGGAAGCUAAAGAUGCACGAAUGAAAGCAACUGCAGAAGUCCUGCGAAACAUGAAAAUCUUAAAACUUCAAGCCUGGGAUCUGCCAUACCUUCACAAGUUAGAAGGCCUGAGAAACACUGAGCACAAUUGGCUGUGGAUGUCUCUAAGACUGAAAGCAAUUUCAUCUUUUAUAUCCUGGGGAGCACCGAUGUUCAUAUCAGUGGUGACUUUCGGAACAUGUAUAAUCAUAGGAAUCCCUCUAACUGCAGGAAGAGUUUUGUCUGCAUUGGCAACAUUCGGAAUGCUGCAAGAACCAAUAUUUACUCUCCCCAAUAUGCUUUCAGUACUUGCACAAGGAAAAGUUUCAGGUGACAGAAUAGCAAAGUACCUGCUAGAAGACGAAAUGAGAGCCGACGUGGUUGAAAUUGUCCCCAGAAAUGAAGCAGAGGUUGAUGUUGAGAUUGAUCGUGGGACAUUUAGCUGGAACCAAGACUCUGUAUGCCCGACACUUGAAAAUAUACAUUUGAAGGUGCGUAGAGGAAUGAAGGUGGCUAUUUGUGGUACUGUUGGUUCGGGAAAGUCUAGUUUACUCUCAUGCAUCCUUGGAGAAAUACCAAAGCUUGGAGGGAGUGUAAAAGUCAGUGGCAGCAAGGCAUAUGUUUCACAAUCUCCAUGGAUACUAUCAGGAAAUGUCAGAGAAAACAUUGUCUUCGGUAUUCCUUUUGACAAUGAAAAGUACGAAAAUAUAAUUGAAGUUUGUGCAUUGAAGAAGGAUUUUGAACUCUUUGCUAAUGGGGACCUGACACAGAUUGGAGAGAGAGGUAUUAAUAUGAGCGGAGGACAGAAGCAAAGGAUCCAGCUAGCUAGAGCAGUCUAUCAGGAUGCUGAUAUAUACCUUCUUGAUGACCCUUUCAGUGCUUUGGAUGCUCAUACAGGCACUCAACUGUUCAAGGAUUGUUUGAUGGGUGUCCUCAGAGACAAAACUGUGCUUUAUGUUACCCAUCAAGUCGAAUUUCUUCCAGUAGCAGACCUUAUCCUGGUAAUGAAGGAUGGAAAAGUUGCCCAGGCUGGAUUGUUUAAUGAACUUUUAAGACAAAACAUCGGAUUUGAGGUGUUAGUUGGAGCUCACAGUGAUGCUCUUGAAUUAAUACUCAAUGCAGAAACCUCAAGCAAAUCAUUACUAGCUGCAGAGAAAAAUAUACUAGAGGCAUCAAAGGCAUCAAGCAACGAUUCUGAUGCAGAAAAAACAUUAAAUACUUCAUUCCAAAACAUCAAGAAGCAAGAGUCUGAACAUGAUAUUUGUCAAGAUAUGGCUGAUAGAGGGAGGCUAACACAAGAAGAGGAGAGAGAGAAAGGAAGCAUUUCGAAAGAUGUUUAUUGGUCAUACCUGACUGCAGUCCGAGGAGGAGCCUUGGUUCCCAUAAUAGUCAUAGCACAUAUAUUUUUCCAGGUACUGCAAGUAGCAAGCAACUAUUGGAUGGCAUGGACUUCUCCUCCAUCUACAACUACCGAAUCUACAGUCGGACUCAAGUUUCUCUUCUUGGUGUACAUACUUCUCUCAGUUGGAUGUUCAUUGUGUGUGUUGAUCCGAACAACUCUGCUCGUAAAAGCUGGCCUUUUGACAUCUCAAAAUUUUUUCCAAAAGAUGCUCCACUCUACCCUUCGUGCUCCAAUGUCUUUCUUUGACUCAACACCAUCUGGGAGGAUAUUAAGCAGGGCCUCUAUGGAUCAAAGUGUGCUCGACUUAGAUUUACCUUGGAGAUUAGGUUGGUGUGCAUUCUCAAUUAUACAGAUUCUGGGGACUAUUGCAGUCAUGUCACAGGUUGCUUGGCCAGUUUUUGCAAUAUUAAUUCCAGUGACAGCAAUAUGUAUAUGGUAUCAACAAUACUACAUACCUACUGCUAGAGAAUUGGCUCGUUUGUCAGAAAUCCAAAAAGCUCCGAUCCUUCAUCAUUUUGUAGAAUCACUCUCUGGUGCUGUAACUAUUCGAGCAUUUGGGCAGAAAGACCGUUUCAGCAAUACAAACCUCAGCCUCAUAGAUAAUCACUCAAGGCCAUGGUUCCAUAAUAUUUCAGCACUGGAGUGGCUCUCAUUCAGAUUGAAUUUGUUAUCCAACUUUGUGUUUGCUUUCUCAUUGAUUGUGCUUGUGAACAUGCCAGAAGGAUUUCUCAAUCCAAGCAUUGCAGGACUUGCUGUGACAUAUGGAUUAACCCUCAACUCACAGCUAGCAACUAUCAUCUGGAAUAUAUGCAACGUAGAUAAUAAAAUUAUCUCCGUUGAGAGAAUUAUGCAGUACUCAAGGAUUCCUAGUGAAGCUCCUCUACUCAUCGAAGGCUGCCGACCAACAACCAAUUGGCCACAAGUUGGAACUAUAUGCUUCAAAAACAUAGAGGUUAGAUAUGCUGAACAUCUGCCAUCAGUCUUGAAAAACAUAACAUGUAUAGUUCCAGGAAGAAAAAAGGUUGGUGUUGUAGGACGAACUGGCAGUGGCAAAUCAACUUUGAUACAGGCUCUUUUCCGUAUUGUUGAACCAAGAGAAGGAACCAUUGAAAUUGAUGAUGUAGACAUCUGCAAGAUAGGUCUCCAUGACUUGCGCUCCAGACUAAGCAUCAUACCACAAGACCCAAUUAUGUUCGAGGGAACAGUGAGGGGAAAUCUUGAUCCAUUGAAGGAAUACUCAGAUAGCAGGAUAUGGGAGGUUCUAGACAAGUGUCAGCUUGGUGAUAUGAUACGAAAAAAUAGCAAGAAGCUGGAUUCAACAGUUAUUGAAAAUGGAGAAAACUGGAGUGUUGGACAGAGGCAGCUACUCUGUCUAGGAAGAGCACUGUUGAAGCGAAGCAACAUUCUUGUUCUGGACGAAGCAACAGCCUCAGUUGAUACUGCCACAGAUGGAAUCAUCCAAGAAACACUACGUGAGGAAUUCAAGGACUGUACAAUUCUCACCAUAGCUCACAGGAUUCACACAGUCAUAGAUAGCGAUCUCAUUCUGGUUCUUAGCGAAGGAAAGAUACUUGAAUAUGACAAACCAUCCAUGUUAUUGGAAAGAGAGGAUUCAGCAUUUUCUAAGCUUAUAAAGGAGUAUUCAAUGAGAUCACAGAGCUUUAACAAUGCAACACAGUCCAUGUAACACAACUUAGUCCUGGAUUUUCCUAUCUUUAUAAAUGGCUGGUGUAAAGGCAACCCUUGGGACUCCAACAGAAUGAUAUGGGUAUUUUGUGCUAACUCAA